Dalotia coriaria is the source of this 1800-nucleotide messenger RNA. Its product is annotated as ATP-binding cassette sub-family G member 1-like. The record is from RefSeq and is a predicted model, not a curated record. The coding region runs from base 433 to 1800 and encodes 455 amino acids. Gene Ontology annotation, cellular component: membrane. The transcript is spliced from 8 exons. Gene Ontology annotation, molecular function: ABC-type transporter activity; ATP binding; ATP hydrolysis activity. Gene Ontology annotation, biological process: transmembrane transport. Lineage: Eukaryota; Metazoa; Arthropoda; Insecta; Coleoptera; Staphylinidae.
UCUAGCAUCGCGACCGCGGAGUCGCACAUCAGUUUGCCACUCGGCAGUCGCGAGCGGAGUCGCGUUUCGUGUGCGUGUGCGCGACGAAUUGCGGGGGAGUGCGCCGACCCAACAACACACAAUCAUCAGCUGAGCGAACAAAACGCAGUGCGACUUUCUUAUCAAAAUCGACGAGCUGCAUCUGUGUCUGUCGCAGUCUAGCUUAGAGUUCGUUUCGAGUUUUAAGCAGUUGGUGGCAGUUGAUCAAUCUUUUGAUACAUUUAUAUUCAUAACAAAGAAAUAAUUUUCAUCAGGGAUGCUGAUUGGAGUGCGUAACAAAGAAAAACCAACAAUUUUCUCAAUUAAAAAUGAAAGCAUUCACUUUCGAAACGUUUUCGAGGUAUUAACCGUUUAAUUUUGGGUUAACACGUGCGGAACAAGUGAAUAAAUAAAAUGGUUUCGCGCGAGUGUGGUGGAGGCGGCGGUAGUGCAUCGUCCACGUCGGGCAGAGCACUCUACACGAAGAAUAAAAACGUGAAACGCGCUGUGGAUGGCCUCGUUGGGAGCGGCAAGAAAAAACGCCCGGACUCACAGCAAGUGGAACUUCUCAAUGUUGAGUCGCGGCCACGCAGUCUCGUCGCCCCCAGCAACGGAGAAAUUCACAUUGGAUUCAGGAAGUUGUCGUAUUCUGUCAGGGAGGGAAUUUUUCGAAAUAGAAGACGAAGAUUAUUAAAAGAUAUAAAUGGAGAUUUUCACGCCGGGGAACUCACAGCAAUCAUGGGACCAUCCGGAUCCGGAAAAUCUACUUUAAUGAAUAUCCUUGCAGGUUAUAUCAAUCGCGAAGUCAAAGGCAAACUGUUUGUGAAUGAUAUCGAGCGCGAAGAAGAUGGCUUCCGGAAGAAAUCCUGCUAUAUCAUGCAGGAUGAUAAUUUGCAACCGCUGCUGACUGUGAUGGAGGCGAUGUAUGUCGCCGCUAAUCUUAAUUUAAGUGCUGCUGUUCAAACCAAAGAUAAACGUAAAAGAAUAGUUGAAAUACUGGAAGCUUUAGGCCUGUGGGAUUGUCGUAAAGUAAAAACCAAAAACCUAUCUGGAGGCCAACGUAAAAGGCUCUCCAUUGCGUUAGAAUUACUUAAAAAUCCUCAGGUGAUGUUCUUCGAUGAACCAACCAGUGGUUUAGACAGUUCCACCACCAAACAAUGCGUCAGUUUACUAAAACAACUUGCACAAGAAGGCAAGACAGUGAUUUGUACAAUCCACCAACCAAGUGCUUCAGUUUUCGAAAUGUUUGAUCAUCUCUAUGCCAUAUCCGACGGGCGAUGCAUUUAUCAAGGCUCCAUCAAAGGUUUGAUACCAUAUCUUGAAGAAUGUGGACUGCAAUGUCCAUCUUAUCACAAUCCAGCCGAUUACCUGCUUGAGGUAGCAAACGGUGAGUAUGGCUCACACACGGAACACUUGAUGGGAAAAUCUGAGAAUGGUUUAUGCACGGAUUGGAGGAAGAAUCAGCGAGAUACAAUGCAGAUUCAAUCACUAGAACAUGUUGAAAAAAUGGUGCAAAGCGGGCUUUUGACACCAGUAAAAGUGCCAUCUUCAAAUGUCUUUCGAUUUUCAUGGUACAACACAGCAACACAGGACGCUGCGAGUGUGGGGGCACCUCCACCACCGGAAAUUCCAACUUCACAUUGCGAUAACAACUAUUCAACGUCAUUCUUUUACCAACUCUAUGUGUUACUUAAGAGGACAUUCCUUGUGCUCGGUCGCGAGAAAUAUUUGCAUCUUCUAGCGGAUCACUUCACUCGGCAUGCUUUCACAAUUCAAUACUGA